This is a messenger RNA of Helianthus annuus (common sunflower), 1021 nucleotides long. RefSeq names its product protein FAR1-RELATED SEQUENCE 12-like. Gene Ontology annotation, biological process: regulation of DNA-templated transcription. The transcript has 2 exons. Bases 1 to 894 code for a protein of 297 amino acids. Lineage: Eukaryota; Viridiplantae; Streptophyta; Magnoliopsida; Asterales; Asteraceae. The record is from RefSeq and is a predicted model, not a curated record. Gene Ontology annotation, molecular function: nucleic acid binding; zinc ion binding.
AUGUUGAAUGAGUUCGUAGUACAGUAUGAUAAAGUUGUUGAGGCUCGAAGGGCUGCCGAAGAAGAUGAAGACUUCAAGACCAUGAACUCCAAGCCAGUUCUUUCUUCUGUUAAUUUGAUAGAGGCAAAAGCGAGUUCACGUUACACAAGAAAACUCUUUGAUGUAUUCAAAAAAGAAUGGAUUGAAGCUACCUUCAAUUUAACUCAUGAGACCAUAAGCAAAACUUCUGAACAAAUCAUAUAUAAGGUUGGACAAGUGGAUAUAGAUAAAAUAUAUUGGAGAAAUGUUAGCUUUCGUGUCUCAGAUAAGAUAGAUGUCACAUGUUCAUGUGCAAAGUUUGAAACAUAUGGGAUAUUAUGCAAGCAUAUCUUGUAUGUCUUGAAGAAGAGACAUGUUGAAACUCUACCUGAUCAUUAUAUUUUACCUAGGUGGACUCUAGAUGCAAGGUAUAAGGUGGAUAAUUGCACGAUUGGCCUCGAAGACACACACAAUGAGAAUGAAGUAAGUGCGUUAACUUUAUGGUAUGUUCAAUCAAAUUUUAGAAAAGCGAUCGAACAAGCAAGAGACUCCCCGGUUGAGAUAAAGAAACUAAACAUUAUCCUUUUGAAGUUUUUAGAAGAGCAAAGUAUUCGAACAAGGUCGAAACAAUUAGAGACCGCUUCACAAGAUUCUAUGGCAGGAAGCUCUCAAGUGAACAUGAUACCUCAAAUUUCUAUUCGGGAUCCACUAGUCCAUACUAAUACUAAAGGUCGACCUAAAAGUGCAACUAGAAUCAAAUCAUCCCUUGAAGCACCAAAAAAGAGAGCUUGUUCUCACUGCAAGAAAGUGGGUCAUUACAUCAGCAGUUGUCCAAAAAAGAAGAUGGAAGAGUCGUUACUAGAAAGAGAAGGAUGAAAUGUGAAUCGGCUUGAAGAAUCAGCAAGUUUGCAAAUUUGUUAUGGUGGCACUUGUUUCAGUCUUGUAGAAAGUAAACUUAUUUUUGUAGUUUUGCAAUUUCUUUAUUACAAUAGUUUUGAUAUUA